GAUGAGAUUGAGCGCUGCCUCAAGAGUGGCCCAGGCGGGCCGGCGGCGGUAAACAGUAGGAGAUCGGCGCCCGGCCCCUGCCGUAGGGGGUGGGUGGAUAUCCAGGAUGCACAAGGAUUCGGGGGUGGUUCGGGAUUUCGGGUCUACUACUAUCUCCUGCUGUUAUCCCACCCUUUUUCUCACAUUUUGUUCCCUUCCGUCUUCUCGGUCACACGAUAUCCAAUCCUCAUGGAGAUCACUCACAAAUCAUCAAGCUUGGAAGCGCGGGACAGGGAAAUCCAACCCAUGGAUGAAGAUGUUCCUCCAAAAGAAGGAACCGCAUUGGAUGAUAAUGACAUGCACCGAAUGGGGAAGGUCCAAGAGUUCAAGAGAAAUUUACGACCUCUGGCUGCAUUGAGUUUUGCUUCAGUCCUGCAAGCAACCUGGGAGUUCAUCCUGAUCUCGAACUAUCAAGGCUUGCAGAAUGGCGGCCUACCUGGCAUGUUCUGGUCUUAUAUCUGGACCUUUAUUGGAUUUGGGUUUAUUAUCGCCUCACUCUCCGAGAUGGCGUCGAUGGCACCAACAUCUGGUGGACAAUAUCAUUGGGUCUCGGAGUUUUCUUCUCCUCGAUACCAAAAGUUCCUCAGUUAUAUUACAGGCUGGAUGUCGGUAUUGGCCUGGCAAGCUGGGUCAGCCUCUGGCUCUUUCCUCACUGGAACAAUCAUUCAGGGAUUGAUCAGCGUCCGAGAUCCGCAUUAUGUUCCAGAAAACUGGCAAGGCACUUUAUUUGUCUUUGCGAUGGUUUUAGUGAUCUACAUUGUUAAUGUCUACGCGUCCGAUUUGAUGCCAGUGAUGAAUAAUCUCUUGAUGCUUCUUCAUAUUCUGUCCUGGGCAGUCAUUAUAAUAGUCCUGUGGGCUAUGGCCCCUCAUCAAUCCGCCAAGGCUGUGUUUGUCACACAGUGGGAAAACUUUGGAGGCUGGUCCACUAUGGGAUUGAGUGUGAUGAUCGGACAAAUAUCAGCCAUCUACGGCUCCCUGAGCUCUGAUGCAACUGCACACAUGUCCGAAGAGGUGACAGAUGCUGGACGAAACGUGCCUCUCGCCAUUGCCUGGGGCUACUUUAGCAAUGGUAUAAUGGCUACCGUUUUGCUGAUUACUUACCUCUUCGCUACUCCAUCGGUGAAAGACUCCCUUGACGACGACAGCGGAUUCCCAUUUAUCUACGUCUUUAAACAAGCAACCUCAGUAUCAGGAGUCAACGGGCUAACGGCGAUUAUCCUCUUACCGGUUAUCUUCAGCAACAUUCUCUUCAACGCCUCUACCUCCCGCCAAACUUUCGCCUUUGCGCGUGACAAGGGCCUGCCAUUUUCUCGAUGGAUUGGUAAAGUUGAUGCAAAGCGCAAAAUCCCCACGAAUGCCAUCGCCCUGUCCUGCAUAAUCAGCUGUGCGUUGUCUCUCAUCAAUAUCGGAUCCACGACUGCAUUCAAUGCCAUUAUCUCUCUAAAUGUGGCUGCGCUUAUGUACACAUAUAUUAUCUCAAUCAGCUGUGUUAUCUACCGGAAGAUUUGGCAUCCUGAUACCCUCCCACCUCGUCGAUGGGAUAUGGGACGAUGGGGAUUGGCUGUGAACAUCAUCGGGCUGAUAUAUUGCUACUUCGCGCUGUUCUGGUCACUGUGGCCAAGCAAUAUCCCGGUGACGCUGGACAACUUUAACUGGAGUGUGGUUAUAUUUGGGGGCGUCUUCAUCAUCAGUCUGGUGAUGUACGUGAUCAAGGGACGCAAGGAUUAUGCUGGGCCGGCAGUGAUUGUCCAGUGGUGA
Molecule: messenger RNA, 1797 nt
Organism: Penicillium riverlandense
Lineage: Eukaryota; Fungi; Ascomycota; Eurotiomycetes; Eurotiales; Aspergillaceae
Product: GABA permease
Exons: 6
Biological process (GO): transmembrane transport
Cellular component (GO): membrane
Molecular function (GO): transmembrane transporter activity
Source: RefSeq, a predicted model, not a curated record